This is a messenger RNA of Thunnus maccoyii (southern bluefin tuna), 3420 nucleotides long. It is a transcript of the gene ist1, whose product is annotated as IST1 factor associated with ESCRT-III. NCBI's taxonomy places the organism in Eukaryota, Metazoa, Chordata, Actinopteri, Scombriformes, Scombridae. Gene Ontology annotation, biological process: protein transport. The transcript has 10 exons. The coding region runs from base 6 to 1178 and encodes 390 amino acids. The record is from RefSeq and is a predicted model, not a curated record.
GUCCCAUGACGUCACUAGAGAUCAACGCGGAAGUGAACCAGGCGACGAAACAGCAGACAGACAGAAACCCAAAUAAGUUGGUGUGUACUCUUGAUUACUAUUUACAGACUCUUAACAUCAUGCUGGGAGGAGGCUUCAAGGCAGAGAGGCUCAGAGUCAAUCUCCGGCUGGUCAUCAACCGACUCAAACUCCUUGAGAAAAAGAAAACUGAGCUUGCUCAAAAGGCCAGGAAGGAGAUCGCUGAUUACCUGUCAUCAGGAAAGGAUGAGCGGGCACGGAUCCGCGUGGAGCACAUUAUCAGAGAGGACUAUCUGGUGGAAGCCAUGGAGAUCCUGGAGCUUUACUGUGACCUGCUGCUGGCUCGCUUUGGCCUCAUUCAGUCUAUGAAGGAACUGGAUCCAGGCUUACAGGAGGCAGUGUCCACCCUUAUCUGGGCAGCCCCUCGCCUCCAGUCAGAGGUGUCUGAACUGAAAAUUGUAUCUGAACAGCUAUGUGCAAAAUAUAGCAAGGAGUAUGGCAAGCUGUGCAGGACAAACCAGAUUGGGACAGUCAACGACAGGCUGAUGCACAAACUGAGCGUGGAGGCCCCUCCCAAGAUCUUGGUGGAGCGCUACCUGAUAGAGAUAGCCAAGAACUACAAUGUGCCAUACGAACCUGACGCCAUGGUCCGGCCUGAGGUGUGUCCUGGAGAGGAGGCAGACCUGAUUGACGUUGACACUGACAAGAAGUCCGGUGGAGGAGGAGGAGGUGGAGGUUUCACUGCUCCUGCUGCUGCUAUGCCCAUGCCUAUGCCCAUGCCCAUGCCAAUGCCCAUGGGCAUGCCUAUGCCAUCAGCUUUCAACUAUCCACCUCCCAAAGGAGCCGAACCGUUUAAUCCCUCCGUUGGAACCUACAACAACUUCCAGCACCCCAUGGGAGGAGGGCAGCCCCCUCAGCUGCCUACUUCUCCCCCCACAUACGAGUCUAUUGAUGACUUAACUGACAAACCUUCUGUUCCUUCCCAGGCCGUAGGUCCCGGCCCCUCGUCUCAGCAUUAUGACAACAACGCACUCCCAGAGCUCCCUUCUGUUCCCGAUACACUCCCCACAUCCUCCUUUGGCGGGAACACUACCACCUCGGACGACAUCGACUUUGAUGAUCUAACGCGGCGCUUUGAGGAGCUGAAGAAGAAGACCUAAUCGUUACACCCCUGGUCUAUACACACACAUAUAGACACACACACAGGCCUGGGUCGUCACCUCCGCAGCUCAGAACAGGAAAUACAAAAUGGUCAAGGUUCUGAAUCAUAUUUGGAUAGUUUUCCCCCUUUCUACCGUGACGUUAUUUUACACAGAUAUUAAAAAAUACAUCUAUUCUUACCUCAUGUAGAUAAAUAUGACCAUUUUACUGAUGGUGUGGUUGCUCACUCAACCUUUUCAAAUAACAGAAAUCUACUUUCUUUUGGUAAGGCAGUACCAGUUUGUACCACAUGUUUUAAUUUCUCUAUAUACUGUACUGCACAUCAUAUACAUUAUUACAUACAAUCAUGUGGGUGGUGACCCCUGUUCACUCAUUGAAGGACUUUUAACUUUUCCCAUUUGUCUGCGUGACAUACUGUUGUAAUAAUCAAUCUUAGAUUUUUUAGUGUUGCUUUAUUUUCAGGGUUUUGGGGUCUGACUAAUAUCUACAGUACAUGCCUUGAUUCUACUUUGCACAUGUUGUGUCGACACUGUGUCACUCAGUCCUGUCUCAGACCAGUCAAACCAGUCCGACUGCCCGCCCCAGUUUGGCAUUCAUGCCAACAAAUUUUCCAGAUUGUUUCUCCGAAGCGAAGCGUCAGUACCCAACAAUUGAUUUCAUAAAGGUUUCCGGACAGAUAGAAGCCAUAUUAUCAGUGUCUUGCGCAGUCAUGUUAUCACUGUGGACAGGGCGUUUUGAAACACUCCUUAAUCAAUCAGCCUCUCAAACUUUAAGGUCUAUAUAUAGCAGAAAUACCGUGUGUGGGGCUGUUCUGGAAAAGCUCACGGUGACACAUGUCAAAGCUGUUCUGUUCAUCUGUUACAGGGGUGGUGGGGCACAGAUGUAAAAUGUAUGGAAAUCUGUAAUAUUAUACAUUUACAGUGAUAUAGCUAGACCUAUUUACACAAAUGAUUUAAUUGUACAGGAAAUGAGUUUAGGGAGGUGUUCAAUAUUUGAGAAGUCUGUUUUAUAUACAGUAUCUCCAAAUAAAGGUUGUUUGCCCUUUUGAAUGUCGGUUUUACCAAAAUACCUGCACUUUUCUUUAGUAUUGAAGAACUUAAUUGACAAGCAAAAUGUUUGCAGACAAACAGCAGUCCUAACAUAACCGCACAACAACCUGAUUUGAUGUAAAUAUUGACCUCAGAGGUUAUAGGUUAUCUGUGAUCGCGUGUGCAUGUGUCUUCUACUGUGUGUGCACCACUGCAUUUGCCUUAGUUAACAUCUCUCAUCAGAGGCCUUGCCAGUCUGUACUAGGAUCAUGCAUUAUGCAUUUGUUAUCCAUCAAGACUGGAUACAUGUUACCUGCAUUUUGUCUCACUUGAUUAGAGAUGCGUUGCUUUAUUUGCUGUAUCCGUAAACAGUCCUUUUUAAAAAAUACUUUUGAGUUUAAUUUUCUUCAUUGGAUAAAAAAAAUGUUGGCAAUAGAGGUUGAUGUUUCAAUUUCCUUGAGAGAAAGUAAAAGAGUUUUGUUGUGCUGACGUGAUUAACCACACCCAGCUCUGCUUGCAUGGCUAAUGGAUGGCGGCCUUGAAUUAAAAUGACUCAGCAGUUUGUGGAAAGCAAGUCUAAAAGCUUUCCGGCAAGGUGAUAGACACGUUUUAUUAAUGGGUUUUACACGUGUUGGAGAAAGUAGAGAGAUGAUUAACACUACAGAACUGUGAUCUACUCACUGUUUUUUCUAUGUUGGACUGUUGUUUCAUGCUAACACUUGAGACACAAAAUGGUGUCUUGUUGCAAAAAACAUAGGAGGUUUUUUUUCCCACUGUAUACUAAAAUAACAAUUUAAUAAAAGCUACUUGGAAAUGGAAACUGGUCUUAACAGCAUUUUCACCUAUUGCUCUUGAUUCUUUUUCCUGCUAUGCAACACUGCCAUGUCUAAUGGUAACCAGUAGGGGUCCUCAGGUCCACAUUCUUAAAUCCUUACAGUAUUGUAUUGACAAUCCUGUGUUACCUGUUUACAUCUGAAUUGUAUGAAGAUCAGGCAUAAUUAUCUUUGAUUGGGUACAACUAAGUGCAGCUAGGUGAGUUUUACAGAGUGGCAGCUGUUAGAAUUUGGCACAAUAACUUGCAGUCUUUUGGAGAUAAUCAGUAAUAGCUUGACAGGUUAGAAAGCUUUGUAGUCAAUUGAGUUUGUAGAGCUCAUUGUGUAAUGUAAAAUGUGCUCGAUGAUGACAGUCUUAGAUAAUAAAGACUAGUAUGAGA